CCGGCCAAGGGGCGCGCACUGGGCGCGGGACGCGGACGCCGGCCCCGAGCGGCUGCAGAGGGACCAGCGCAUCUGCGUGGGACGGCGCGCGGGGCUGCGGGUCCGCGCGGCUCUGCCGGGGCUCGGGGCAGAGAAGAGCAAGGCGCUCUCGGGACAGCCCAUCCCCGGAGAAGAUGGACUAUCUGGCCAACACGGAGAUCAACAGCCAGCGCAUUGCUGCAGUGGAGAACUGCUUUGGGGCAUCGGGGCAGCCACUGGCCCUGCCGGGCCGCGUGCUCCUCGGCGAGGGCGUGCUGACCAAGGAGUGCCGCAAGAAGGCCAAGCCCCGCAUCUUCUUCCUCUUCAACGACAUCUUAGUGUACGGCAGCAUCGUGCUGAACAAACGCAAGUACCGCAGCCAGCACAUCAUCCCCCUGGAGGAGGUGACCCUGGAGCCGCUGCCCGAGACCCUGCAGGCCAAGAACCGCUGGAUGAUCAAGACGGCCAAGAAGUCCUUCGUGGUGUCUGCCGCCUCCACCACGGAGCGCCAGGAGUGGAUCAGCCACAUUGAGGAGUGCGUGCGGCGGCAGCUGCUGGCCACGGGCCGCCCACCCAGCACGGAACACGCCGCACCCUGGAUCCCCGACAAGGCCACGGACAUCUGCAUGCGCUGCACGCAGACUCGCUUCUCCGCCAUUACCCGGCGCCACCACUGCCGCAAGUGUGGCUUUGUGGUCUGUGCGGAGUGCUCCCGGGAGCGCUUCCUCCUGCCGCGCCUCUCCCCCAAGCCCCUGCGUGUCUGCAGCCUCUGCUACCGGGAAUUGGCCACCCAGAAACAGAAGGAGGAAGAGGAGGAGGAGGAGGAGGAGGAGGAGGAGCGGGGCAUGGGGCCCGCUGGGCAGCUGACCCACCUGGCUGGGGCCGUCUGCACGGCAUCCAGUGGGGACGAUGAUGACUCCGAUGAAGACAAGGAGGGUAUUGUGGAUGGCGACUGGCCUGGCCAAGUGAAGUUCUAUGCCUCAGGCAUCUCCUGGUCAUCCUUUCACAGCUGACCUGGGCCUGCGGACAGGAAGGCAGUGCAUCCUGGUACUUGUGCCAAACCCGUUCACCCCCAGCCUCGUCCCCUGAGGGUGGCAGACUCUACAGAAGUGACUUUCCCUCUGGACUGACCCGGUGCCUUUUCGCUGGAUGUUGACAUCCUCCUAUAGAUCCUCUCUCCUCUCCGCAAACCCCAAAGACCCUCAGGCAUCUUGGGAACAGAUGCCAUUUCUCAGCCCCACAAGCUCUGUUCCUGGCUAGCCUUGAAUGAGCAAACCCCAGGGGGCAGAGGAAGAUGGGACUAGAGUGAAGUCCCCACUGCUCUGAGACGCCAGCACACGUCAGCAAGGACUGGGAAUGCUGGAAGGCCUGCCCAGCUCAUCGCUAGUGUCCACCUGCCUGGCGGUGCAGGACACAUGAGCAGGACACAAUCGAGCUCCCGGGACCAGGGAAGAGACUGCUGUACUGUGUUGCUCUCCAGGUCCCAACCGCAGCCUACCCACAGCCCAGGUGCCCUGUGUGGGCCUCUGGCUGCACCUCUCCUCCGUUCGGGUAUGUACCACCCCUCAUCCUAUCCCUUCUCCCACCCAGUGGCUGGCAAAAGUAGUGGCUUCUGUUAGGACUCUUCAUUGCAUGUGACAGAAAUAUGCCCAGACUAAUGAAAUAAAAAGUGUAUUGACUCAGA
Messenger RNA from Sorex araneus (European shrew), 1702 nucleotides. RefSeq names its product pleckstrin homology and FYVE domain containing 1 (gene PLEKHF1). NCBI's taxonomy places the organism in Eukaryota, Metazoa, Chordata, Mammalia, Eulipotyphla, Soricidae. The transcript has 2 exons. Gene Ontology annotation, molecular function: metal ion binding; phosphatidylinositol binding. The record is from RefSeq and is a predicted model, not a curated record. Bases 174 to 1031 code for a protein of 285 amino acids.